UAAGACCGACCGAGUCGCAGCUAGCGCUCUACUCAGGGAGCGAAUUAAAAAAAUAUAUUUUCCAGUUCAUACGCUCUCGUUAACAUCACAAUGGCUGCCACGGACUUAGAAAUACUAGCCAGCGAGGGGAUGAGGAGUCUCAAUCUGGGCGGCCAUGUUGGCUUCGACAGCCUUCCUGACCAGCUGGUCAGCAAAUCAGUCUCGCAGGGAUUCUGCUUCAAUAUUCUCUGUGUAGGUGAGACUGGCAUUGGCAAGUCCACGUUAAUGAAUACUCUCUUCAACACUGUGUUUGAGAAUGAGGAGGCCAGUCAUUACAUGGACAAUGUGGUCCUCCGUCCCAAGACUUAUGACCUCCAGGAGAGCAACGUCCACCUAAAACUGACCAUUGUGGACACUGUGGGUUUCGGAGAUCAAGUCAACAAGGAGGAAAGCUUCAAACCCAUUGUGGACUACAUUGACACACAGUUUGAGAACUACCUGCAGGAGGAGCUGAAAAUAAAGCGUUCCCUCUUCAACUACCACGACACCAGAAUCCACGUCUGUUUGUAUUUUAUCGCCCCCACGGGGCAUUCGCUCAAGUCACUGGAUUUGGUCACCAUGAAAAAGCUGGACAGUAAGGUAAAUAUUAUCCCCAUCAUUGCAAAAGCUGACACAAUCUCCAAAAGUGAGCUUCACAAGUUCAAGAUCAAGGUGAUGAGCGAGUUAGUGAGCAACGGCGUACAGAUCUACCAGUUCCCCACAGAAGAUGAGGCCAUCUCAGAGAUCAACUCCUCCAUGAAUGCUCAUCUGCCCUUUGCGGUGGUGGGGAGCAGCGAGGAGGUGAAAGUGGGAAACAAAAUGGUGAGAGCCAGACAGUACCCAUGGGGAGCAGUGCAGGUGGAAAACGAAAGCCACUGUGAUUUUGUGCGUCUGCGGGAGAUGCUGAUCCGGGUCAACAUGGAGGACCUGCGGGAGCAGACGCAUGCCCGCCACUACGAGCUCUACCGCCGCUGCAAGCUGGAGGAGAUGGGCUUCAAGGACACAGACCCCGACAACCAGCCCUUCAGUCUCCAGGAAACGUACGAGGCCAAGAGGAAGGAGUUCCUCGGCGAUCUGCAGCGCAAGGAGGAGGGAAUGAGGCAGAUGUUUGUAAAUCGGGUGAAGGAGACCGAGGCGGAGCUCAAGGAGAAGGAGAGGGAGCUGCACGACAGGUUUGAGCUGCUGAAGCGCACCCACCAGGAGGAGAAGAGGAGCGUGGAGGAGAAGAGGAGGGACCUGGAGGAGGACAUGAACUCCUUCAACCGCAGGAAGGUGGCGGCCGAGACGCUGCAGGGCCAGGCCUUCCAGGCCUCCUCACAGCUGUCCAUCAAGAAGGACAAGGACAAGAAGAAUUGAUUUCCAUCCUCACAGCAACCAAGAGCAUCCAGGGAUUUGUCUUCCAUCUCCAUAGCAACACAAGUGUGUGUGUGUGUGUGUGUGUGUGUGUGUGUGUGUGUGUGUGUGUGUGUCUUUGUGUGUGUGUGUGUCUUUGUGUGUGUGUGUGUGUGUGUGUGUGUGUGUGUGUGUGUGUGUGUGUGUGUGUGUGUGCGUGCGUGCGUAUUGCAAUGCAUUGCCUUUUUUUACCAUUCCGUCUCAUCCAGUCUUUGGAGAGCAGUGCUGUUACAAAUGCAUGCCAAGAUUAGGUAUUCUCCAGCGGAUAGCCACGUGUCAAUCAACAUUCUCACCUCAUGUGAUUGGAGCAGGGGAAGGAUGGGGGCGGUGCUUCAGUCUACAUGUUUAUAUGUUUGUAGGCAUCUCUAGAUGAGCAUCAUAAUGUUGUCAUGGUGCUUGCAUGAACCGAACACGUAGACUUAACAGGAUCCGAUGAGGCUUCUACCAUUCCACUUACGAUGUUAACAUGGCAUGAUGUGUCAAAUGUCUGUUUAAAAAAACAAAUAUGGAUGCAUUACAAUGUGAACUUAUAAAGCUGAUGAUUAAUAUAAAAUAUGUCUGUAGUGUCUUACAAUGAAUACAAAGCCUUGAAGGGUUUGUUUUUAAUAAUUUAAUCACUUUUCCUUUUUUCAUUCUAGAUAGUUUUAUACUUAACCAAAUAUGCAUUUUGAUACAUUGAAUUUUAUGUGUGGGUGAAUUUAAAAUUGGAGUUGACGACCUGUUUCCAGAGAGGACUCUGACCGUAUAAUUAGGGCCCACUCAGAAGCCCACUCAGAACUAAGCAAUAGAACCUCCUGUACUCUCAUUUGUACUUAAAAUAAUAAUAAUAAUAAUAAUAAAACAAAACACUGACAAUAUGUUUUACAUCA
Alosa sapidissima (American shad) is the source of this 2279-nucleotide messenger RNA. RefSeq names its product septin-8-A-like. The transcript has 10 exons. The record is from RefSeq and is a predicted model, not a curated record. Gene Ontology annotation, biological process: cytoskeleton-dependent cytokinesis. Bases 91 to 1374 code for a protein of 427 amino acids. NCBI's taxonomy places the organism in Eukaryota, Metazoa, Chordata, Actinopteri, Clupeiformes, Clupeidae. Gene Ontology annotation, cellular component: septin ring; septin complex; microtubule cytoskeleton. Gene Ontology annotation, molecular function: GTPase activity; GTP binding; molecular adaptor activity.